UAAUUUAAUCUCUCAAUUAUUGGGGCCAUGGCAGAAAAGAGAAAAAAAACACCUGAAAAGAAUAUUUAUAAUAUUUGCAUCACUCACACGCUGUUCGCUUUGUCGAGUCGAAUAAUUUUCAAUCAUUUUGGGGGCCAAAAUUAUGUCAUCGUCUCCGCCUAAGCCGGAAGUUGGGGUGGGGGUGUUUCUGCUCAAGGGCGGCAGAGUCCUUCUGGGCCGCCGCCGCACCGCCGUCGGCCGCGGCACGUUCGCCCUUCCCGGCGGCCACCUCGAGUUCGGCGAAAGUUUCGAGGAUUGUGCAGUUAGGGAAGUGAAGGAGGAAACCGGGCUCGACAUUACGGAAAUCGAGGUUAUGACAGUUACUAACAAUGUUUUGUCCGUACCUAAACCAGUACAUCUAAUAGCUGUUCUCAUGCGUGCAAAGCUGGCGGACCCCAAUCAGAUGGCCCUUAAUCUUGAGCCUGAUAAAUGUGACGGUUGGGAUUGGUACGAUUGGGACAAGCUUCCGAGCCCUAUGUUUGGACCACUGAAAACUGCUGUUGUUAAUGGUCUGGAUCCUUUUGUACUCAGUUAGAGCUAUGAAUUUAAUUUGUGUUGAUCUCUCUGCUUCUUACUCCUGGUCAGUUUAUGAUGAAUGUUUACAAAUGCAAACAUUAGCAGUUAUUAAUAUUUGCUGGCAAACAAGGCACAAGGCACUUGGGGUAUGAGGAUUAUAGUUAGCUUCUUGUGUGUAGUAUGUGUACUGUAUCAUAUUUCUUGAAACGGUUUCUGGUAGUAAAGGUAAUUGUGUCAUUGCACAUGACACAUCAGGCUGUAUUUCAUCUUUGCAUUUGCUACUUGGCUAUAAAACCAAGACACUUUAAUGGAAAUGCGAUAUGGCUUUAACUUGUAUGUUAAAUUGAUGGUUUGAUUACGAUAUAA
Messenger RNA from Striga asiatica, 921 nucleotides. The record is from the annotation of a GenBank genome assembly. Lineage: Eukaryota; Viridiplantae; Streptophyta; Magnoliopsida; Lamiales; Orobanchaceae.